AUGUCGGCCCUAAGGUAUCUGAUCUUUGGCCUCACACUUCACUCCGCCUUGGCGGCUCACAAUCUCACCGAGUUCCUGUUGCAUCGCCAGCGUCGUGGCCUCAUCUUUCAGAACAGCGGUUCGCUGAAGUUCAGCAUCGGACCCUCGAUGCCCAUACCUCUGGGUGAUCCUGUGUCCUUUCGCUCCUGUGUCCUCUCCUAUACGCUGCAGGGCGGCACCUACAGUCUGCCCACGACGCCCAUUUGGCCAUGGGAUAAGUGGGAGGUAACAUUUGCCAGAUCUAUGCAGCAAAUGCGUCGGAAUAUCGAGAGGCAUACGGCAGGCGGAGGCGUUAGAUAUGCGGACGAUGCACGUUUGUUGGCCUACAUUGCGCUCGAGGAGUAUUUGGGCAGAAGGAACAAUGAUAUGACUGUGGGCAGACAAUGCCUGCUGCGUUCCAUAUGCGAGAAUGCCCAGGUCCAUCAUCAUGUUGGCAUUUUCUCCGAAAUCCUAAACAUUGUGCUGAGUCCGGGCAAAGCGGAUUUAGAUAACUCGUAUCACGAUGCCUUUGCUGCCGGACAGGCGGGUGCUAAUUGCCUGGGCCUCUUUAAGGCAUGUCCACGUGGCCUCAACUUUCUCGACGAGCUGCUGAUGUUGGAGCACAGCUUUAACUGAAGGUUUGAUUGAUUGGAUUUUCGUUCGUUAU
Messenger RNA from Drosophila albomicans, 685 nucleotides. RefSeq lists its product as uncharacterized. The coding region runs from base 1 to 654 and encodes 217 amino acids. Lineage: Eukaryota; Metazoa; Arthropoda; Insecta; Diptera; Drosophilidae. The transcript has 2 exons. The record is from RefSeq and is a predicted model, not a curated record.